GUUUCUUUGCUGCAUGAAACUUAACUUUAAAUACAGUUUAUUUUAGAGGUCUGUAAUUUCCUAAUACUUUUCUAGAUAAUAACAUUUGGUACUAAUUAUAGGACUUUCUUUAAAAGAACUUCUUCAUAUAAACCCAAGUAAGUAUUAAUUCAUUUAUCAGUUAUUAUUUGUAACUUUAUUCUUCCCACAUGUUGAAUUGUGUUCACAUUUUUGCAUGUUUAGCUGACCGGCUGUAAUCUGACUAAAAGACUCUAAGUUUCACUAGUAAUCAACUAAAAAUAAUAAUAACUGUAAGUGUCCUUAUUGAACAAUGUCUGUUUUUUUUCCAGAGAACUUCCUUAAGUAGAAAUUCAUUAGAAAUUAUAAGGGCCCAUAAGAUAAAGAGUUACUGACAUACUUCCCAUCAUGUCCUGUUAGACGUCAGUGUGUGUGUGUGUGUGUUGUACUGUAUUGUACAUGUGUGUGUGUGUGUGUUUGUAUUUGUCAGUGUCUUUAUCAGUGAGUACCAGCUGUUACAGUAACACACUUGGCCUCUCAGCGAAGAGAAACAGUCGUCUCCUGAAGACACGCAGCACUGAAGUGAUCGGUAACCAUGAAGGGGCUUCUGCUCCUGUGUCUGCUCCCCUUGGUCGGAGGGCAAAGGUCAUCCUCAUGCCCCAACCGUUGCCUCUGUCAUGGCAGUGAUGUGAAUUGCAGCAGCAGGUCUCUCACCUCGUCCUCGCUGUCCACUAGUUUCCCUCCUGGGACCACAUCCCUCCGUCUCCAUAACAACCGGCUGACCUCCCUCCCCAACGGCCUCCUGGAUGAUCUGACCUCCCUCCGCUCAGUCUCCUUCCACGGUAACCCCUGGAAGUGUGACUGUGGCAUCCUCUACCUGCGGGCCUAUCUGCUACAACAGCCCGUCGCCUCUACAUCACAUCUGGGUGUCAACUGCAGCUCCCCUCCCGGCCUGCGAGGGCGGCUGGUGGUGUAUCUAACGGAGAAGGAGGUGCUGGAGUCCUGCCACUACUGGUACUGUGACCUGGCUCUGGCCUCUCAGGUUUGCCUGUUUGUGUUUGUGGCGGUGCAGGCGGCUCUGCUGGUGGCGCUCAUCGUGUUCCUGAGGAGGUUCCAGAGGAUUUCCAACGAGGCGAGGAAGACCACGGAGGAGAGCUUCACCGCCGGGGAGAGUCUGAGGGAGAACGAGUACACGGCUAUCAAGGGCAACAGCACCUGAGAUGGAGCUGGGACGUGUGAUUGAUGCAAAAGAAGAAGAAGAAGAGCUGAUAUCAUUUGCACACUUUAGAUCAAUCAAUCAAUCAAUCAAUCAAUCAAUCAAAGUUGAUCACACUGCAUGUAGAUGUUCCUGUAACAACAUACUUAAUGAUAUUCAUGUCAUAACAUUUACAGUAUUUUGAUAAGAAUCCUUUAAUUAUGGCCAAUACAUGUACCGAGAAGGACAUUUUACAGUUGAAAAAUGAUCUUGCCAGUGCGGUGUGGUGGUAAACAUAUCACUUUGUUACAUACCCGCCAUACGUUCAUACCGAUAUAUCUUUGUUCACCUAAUAUCAAUAUUGCAAACUGGUUGGGCCGUAGUCUGCACAGUCAUCAUUACAAAUGCUCACAAUAAACUCUUUUUAUUGACAUGAUGAUAAUAUUGAUCACAUGAAGAAACACCAGUUUUCUACUUUCAGGCUUCACAACACAGACUCUUUCUGCCAUGUGGUUGAAAUAUCAAAUUUUAAUUUUCUAUUUUCCUAUGGCUCAUGUGGUGGAAAAACUAAUAAAUAAAAAAUGUUUUUUAGCACCUUGAGAUGUAUAUUUGUAAAUGGGAGCAAUCAAAAUAAUCUUAACUGAAGACUGAGUGAGAAAUGGUUAUAUCUGAAGUACUUCGUUGAUUGCUGAUUGGAUGUUUUUAUGAGUGUGUGAUAUCUGUUUUACUGUUUAUUUCAGAUGUAGUAUUUUUUUUCUUUAUAAAGCCUAUACUAAAAUUUGUUCAUCAGAAAAAAAUCACAAAUUACUAUGAUUGUUUUUAUAUUAGUACCACAUACAAGUUGAGGUAUUUAUUUUUUGGAACUUCAUUCUGAUGUUACAGGUGUAAUAAAAAGAUAUUGACACUG
Sebastes umbrosus (honeycomb rockfish) is the source of this 2099-nucleotide messenger RNA. It is a transcript of the gene gp1bb, whose product is annotated as glycoprotein Ib platelet subunit beta. Lineage: Eukaryota; Metazoa; Chordata; Actinopteri; Perciformes; Sebastidae. The record is from RefSeq and is a predicted model, not a curated record. The coding region runs from base 593 to 1216 and encodes 207 amino acids. The transcript is spliced from 2 exons.